Messenger RNA from Coccinella septempunctata (seven-spotted ladybird), 2509 nucleotides. It is a transcript of the gene mub, whose product is annotated as poly(rC)-binding protein 3. Gene Ontology annotation, cellular component: cytoplasm; nucleus. Lineage: Eukaryota; Metazoa; Arthropoda; Insecta; Coleoptera; Coccinellidae. Gene Ontology annotation, biological process: regulation of RNA metabolic process; regulation of gene expression. Bases 275 to 1780 code for a protein of 501 amino acids. The transcript has 11 exons. The record is from RefSeq and is a predicted model, not a curated record. Gene Ontology annotation, molecular function: mRNA binding.
GCAUCUAACCAGCGCGCUUUAGUUCUCUUUGGGAUCUGCUCUUGUGCGGUUUUCCAAUCUCCCUCCCGCGCUCUAACCUGUGUGCUACCUGCCAACGCGCUUCCCCGUUAGUAGACGAGCAAUUUCCUGAUUGAAUCCUGAUCGAAACUCUAACCUGGUAAACAGCGCUCUUCUUCUGGAACAAAAUCUUAUAAAACGGCUGUGACGAGAAUUUCACCUGAUCACAACUAAAAUUCCUAUCCCUUUGCCCUGACCUUUUGCUCAAUAACACAAAAUGGAUUUGGAUAUGCCACCAAAAGAUGAACCCAAUGUCACACUUACAAUUCGGCUCAUUAUGCAAGGAAAGGAAGUGGGAAGCAUCAUCGGUAAAAAAGGAGAGAUCGUAAACAGUUUCAGGGCUGAGUCCGGUGCCAAAAUAAAUAUAUCAGAUGGAUCUUGCCCCGAGAGGAUUGUGACGGUAACAGGUUCAACUGGUGCCAUUUUCAAAGCAUUCACACUAAUUUGCAAAAAAUUCGAGGAGUGGUGUUCCCAGUUCCAGGAAGUGAAUAGUAGCGGCAGCGGCGUGCCCAGGCCGCCGAUAACGCUCAGGCUGAUCGUGCCAGCCAGCCAGUGCGGAUCGUUGAUUGGCAAGGGCGGAUCGAAGAUCAAGCAAAUCAGAGAGGUUACCGGAGCUUCCAUCCAGGUGGCGUCCGAGAUGCUUCCGAAUUCGACCGAAAGGGCUGUGACCAUAUCCGGAACCGGGGAGGCUAUAACGCAAUGUAUCUAUCACAUUUGUACAGUAAUGCUCGAGUCCCCUCCCAAAGGAGCAACCAUACCCUACCGCCCCAAACCCCAAGUCGGUGGCCCCGUGAUCCUGGCCGGCGGUCAGGCCUAUACCAUCCAAGGCAACUACGCCGUACCCGCCCACACAGACGUAAGUAACUCAGUAAUGACUCCUCUACUUACUCCUCACUUGUCACUUGGCCAUCCUCUGACCGGCGCGGUGGCUCCGGUCACCGCUCCCCUUGUGCCCCUCGAGCCGCUUAAGAACGUGCAUUUGCAGGCAGCUCUACCGCCGGGGCAUCUGUUGCCAGAUAUUGCAGCACUUGGAAAAAGUCCCUUAGCAGGUCUAGCAGCCUUGGGUUUGGGCGGUUUAGCACCAGCAAAUACAGGUGGAUUGAAUCCAGCAGCCCUUGCUGCCCUCGCCGGAUCGCAAUUGAGGACUGCCAGCUCCCGAAACCAGCAGAAUGCCAACCAACAAACUCACGAGAUGACUGUACCAAAUGAGUUGAUCGGUUGCAUCAUCGGUAAGGGCGGCACCAAGAUCGCCGAGAUCAGACAGAUAUCCGGUGCCAUGAUACGCAUCUCAAAUUGCGAUGAUCGCGAGAGCGGAGUCACGGACAGAACCAUCACCAUAUCGGGGAACCCUGACGCUGUUGCGCUGGCCCAAUAUCUCAUAAACAUGAGUGUUGAACUGCAGAAAGCUAACCUUGAGGCCCAAAACUCUCCCAGCACUGGCGGAACAAGCCAGUCCUCCACCACCGCUGCCUCUCCCUUGGCCAGUGCAAUUCCCCUCGCCCAAUUGCUCACCAAACCUGGGGCCCUCAACGCUCUGACUAGUCUCAGUGCACUGGGUGGCCUCACUGAGCUUUUGGGCGGCCAAACCGGAGCUCCUCCUGUCCAGACCACAGGGGUUCAUCGAUCCCACAAGAAUUACACUCCCCGACUCCGAUCCCCUGGCGGCAGUGGCCAAUCCGAAGGAUCCAAAGUCAAGAACGACAGAAAAUUCAAUCCUUAUUGAAAAAAAAAACUAACCACAACCCGAAAUCAAGAACAUUUCGAUUCUUUCAGUUCGCUAUAUCCUAUUCCCUUUUUGGGUCCUAAGAAGACUUUUAAUUAUUUUUGUUUUAUAAUUUUUUCAGUAACCCAAAGAUAAAAAUUUAUUUGGUAUGAUUAGUUUAUACAGUUAGUUUUUUUCCUUUAUUGUAUACAAAAGUUAUCCAAUAUUUAUAUAUCAGUGAAGUCAGCAAUAUGGCAUAAAUAGACAACAAUUUAUUAUAUAUCGUAUCUAAGCACUAAUCAUUUUUUCUCCGAUUCCUUAAUCAUAAAAGCAUAAUUGUAUAUAUUAUAAUUUUCAGUAUUGAAAAAAUUUAAAACUUGAAAAAUAAUGAGAGAUCAUUGUUAUUGACUUAAAUGCAUAAAUUUUUAUGCUGUUUCAUAAUCUCUGUAGUUUUAAGUCUUGUAAAACAAAAGGGAACAAUAUUAUUUUUUGUUAAUUAUCGUUUUUGUUUCAUUCACACUUCGUGAAGGAAAACGAUCCAUAUUUUUUUGUUCAUUUGAAUUCUUUCGAAAAGGUUUGUAUUUAGAUAUGAAUUAAAUUAUUUGGACUAUAUCAUUGAAACCAAAUUGUAUUUCACAUUCUGAAUAUUUGUGAUGGUGUAUGACAGUAUUUUGAUUUCCAAAAGAUAUCAUAAAUUUAUGAAUCUUUCGCCGAAAUAAUUGAAAUUGAAUAAAUAAGGAUACAAACUUU